Molecule: messenger RNA, 1872 nt
Organism: Colletotrichum karsti
Lineage: Eukaryota; Fungi; Ascomycota; Sordariomycetes; Glomerellales; Glomerellaceae
Product: CorA-like Mg2+ transporter
Exons: 2
Coding region: 1-1872 (623 amino acids)
Biological process (GO): intracellular magnesium ion homeostasis; magnesium ion transmembrane transport
Cellular component (GO): plasma membrane
Molecular function (GO): magnesium ion transmembrane transporter activity
Source: RefSeq, a predicted model, not a curated record
AUGUCUGACCACGAGGAGACUGUGUCGGAGCACGGGUUCAAGACACCCAUCCCCGAACUCGACGACCAUCGUCACCAAAUGACAUAUACCCCUCAUCUGGACCGUCCUCGCCGAGGCACUUUCGACACGCUCUACGGAGCUCGUCUGCUAGGACCCGAAUCAGCCAUGGGAGAUCCGUCAGCGAGCAUUCGGGUUCGGGAUUUCGAGGAGGCAGUCGUUGACGACGAAGGCGCAGACGUGUCGCCAACCGCGCGUCGUGUGCGCCGACCGACCGUUGAGACAAUGACCGAUCAGCGAUCGUUGUCACCACCAAACUCCGUCAAGGCCUUCGCGGAGGCACGUCGACGGGAGCGAGGCUUGUCCGUCUCCGAGUCCAAGCCCGAGAGGAACGGCGACGACAACGAGCUCCACCGGGCCGUCUCUAUCAGUAGCCGUCGAAGCCACCGCAGUAGACCUCACACGGUCGACGACGGUGCUAGUCUCGCUACCAACAAGUCUGCUGAAGACGACGUCUGCUUUCCGGUCCCGGAUGGUCGGCGCAAGGACCAGUUGUACAUCGACUUUGACUAUCUUGAAAACUUCGUGCAAUCGGACCGGGCCUCGCGGGUUGAAAGCCGUCAAGACUCUCUACGUGCUUUCCCGGAUCUCAGGCAGCAAGCAACUGAGCCUGCUCAGCCUCAGCUGCAGCUCCACACUGUGGAUGGGGAUAUUCUCGAUAUGCCAUCGGACUCCUCAACGGGCCAGGAUGCCGAGAAAGAGCCUGCCGUCGAUGAAGAGCCCCAGGCGAAACCUGAGCGUCUCCAACAACCGGUGGAUCCCAACCGCUUCAGCUUCUUUUCUUCGGCGUGGGAAUCGACGAUCCACGCGGCAGAGCUUGGGGACCUUGUUCUUCCUGGCGAAGACCUUCGUGGUCUCUUCGCCCUGCCCGCCGAUGAAUCGGAUGGUGUUUGGUGGCUGAACGUCAAUAACCCCACCAAGGAGGAGGUCGUGGCCAUCUGCAAGGCGUUCGGUGUUCACCCGCUCACCAUCGAGGACAUCACGACUCAGGAGGCCCGCGAAAAGAUUGAGCUUUUUCCCUCGUACUACUUUGCGAGCUUCCGAUCUUUCCACGCGGUCGAUGAAGAUGACGGCAUAGAGUACGAGCCGUUCAACAUCUAUGUGGUCGUCUUUCGCGAGGGCACCCUUAGCUUCAGCUUUGAGCCCAAUGCUCACGCGUCUCAUGUUCGGAAGCGCAUUGCGUUGCUCAAGGACUACGUUGCCCUCAGCAGCGACUGGAUUUGCUAUGCUCUCAUUGACGACAUUGUGGACUGCUUUGCUCCGGUUAUCCGCGAGAUUGAGUUGGAGGCAGACGCCAUCGAGGAUGGUGUUUUCGUCGCCCGUGAGGACGACUCUAACGCCUUCCUCCGCUCAAUCGGUCGCGUCCGCAAGAAUACCAUGGCUCUGAUGCGCCUCCUUGGAGGCAAGGCCGAUGUGCUUCGAGGCUUCACCAAGCGUUGCAACGAGAACUAUAAGGUCACUCCCCGUAUGGACAUUGGCCUCUAUCUUGGUGACAUUCAGGACCACGUUGUCACUAUGGUUACGAACCUUGGCCAUUUCGAGAAGAUUUUGUCCCGCUCUCACAGCAAUUAUCUCGCCCAGCUUUCCAUCAACAGCAUUUCUCAGGGCACCCACACGAACUUGGUUCUGAGCAAGAUCACGUUCUUGGCAUCAAUCCUCGUCCCGCUGAAUCUCGUCAGUGGUUUGUUUGGCAUGAACGUGAAGGUUCCUUUUGGGGGAGGCGAGAAUCUCAUUCCAUUCUUCACCAUUUUGGGAAGCUUGAUCUUCUUCUGUAUCGUGAGCUUGACUUUGGCUCGCAAGUACAAGUACAUCUGA